GAGUAUAACUACUUUUUCACCAUUUUGUUUCCCCCAAGCCUAAAAAUAAGUAAGAACUAGAGUAAGCUAUUUUCAUAAAAAUUUAGGAACAUUAAUGAACACAUUGACGGCUUUAUGUAAUAACUGGAGAAUUUAGAUGAUGAUUUAAAUCCACUCCCCACCAAAGAUUUCUUCUCCUAAUUUUAUAUACUACCAAAUAUUUUCAAACAAAUAACACAAGAAUGUGCUUUUCAAAAAUACAAAGGGGGUAUUAUCAUUCCAUCAUAAACAUUUGAGUAAUAAGUUAUAAAUAAAAUCACAGAAAAAGAUGGUACCUGGUUAUGACUAUUAAUAUAUAUUUAAGACAAAGAGUUUAUUUUUCAAUAAGAAAACAAGGAAAAAGCCCAACAUGAUCUUGUAUGCCUGCCCAACAGAACUUUCCACCAUAAUUAGUGCUUCCCACCUCUGGAGGGAGGGGCUUACAUUCAGGGUAACCUCAUGUAGUCAGGGGAACACAGUAUAAAUACUGCAGGACAGCUCUGUGGAAGGCAUCUUCUGCACUGCUCACCUGGGCAGGAAGGCUCAGGAAGCUGUGAAGAAACCAUCCCCAGGAACUCCUAGCCCCCAGGAUCCAUCUGAGAACAUGCUGCCACAAACAGCCCUUGUGCUGCUACUGACCUUGAACUUGGUUCAUGGCGAGUUUUAUGCUGAGAGGUAUCAAACACCUACAGGCAUAAAAGGGCCACCACCCAACAUCAAGACCCGGUUCUUCAUUCCCUAUGCCAUAAAGAGUAAAGGUGUAUCAGUGAGAGGAGAACAAGGUGUUCCUGGUCCACCAGGCCCCAGUGGACCUCGAGGGCACCCAGGACCAUCUGGACCACCAGGAAAACCAGGUUAUGGAAGCCCUGGACCCCAAGGAGAGCCAGGGUUGCCAGGACCACCAGGACCAUCAGCCACUGGGAAGCCAGGUGUGCCAGGACUCCCAGGAAAACAAGGGGAGAGAGGACCAUAUGGACCAAAAGGAGACAUUGGACCAGCUGGUUUACCAGGACCACGGGGCCCACCCGGGCCACCUGGAAUCCCCGGCCCGGCUGGAAUUUCUGUUCCAGGAAAACCUGGACAACAGGGACCUACAGGAGCCCCAGGACCCAGAGGCCUUCCUGGAGAAAAGGGUGCACCAGGUGUCCCUGGUAUGAACGGACAGAAAGGGGAAACGGGAUAUGGUGCUCCUGGUCGCCCAGGUGAGAGAGGCCUUCCAGGCCCACAGGGUCCCAUGGGACCACCCGGCUCUCCUGGAGUGGGAAAAAGAGGUGAAAAUGGGUUUCCAGGACAGCCAGGCACCAAAGGUGAUCAGGGCAUUCCGGGAGAAAGGGGACCAAUUGGCCCACCAGGUCCCCAAGGUCCUCCUGGGGAACAAGGACCAGAAGGCAUUGGAAAGCCAGGCGCCCCUGGAGCUCCAGGCCAGGCAGGGAUUCCAGGAACAAAAGGACACCCUGGGGCUCCAGGAAUAGCUGGGCCACCAGGGGCUCCUGGCUUUGGGAAACCAGGCUUGCCAGGCCUGAAGGGGCAAAGAGGACCUAUUGGCCUUCCAGGAAGUCCAGGUGCCAAAGGGGAGCAAGGCCCAGCAGGUCAUCCUGGGGAGCCAGGUCUGACUGGACCCCCUGGAAAUAUGGGACCCCAAGGACCAAAAGGCAUCCCAGGCAACCAUGGGAUCCCAGGCCCUAAAGGUGAGACAGGGCCAGUGGGGCCUGCAGGACAGCCUGGGGCUAAGGGAGAAAGGGGUUUCUCUGGGUUAGAUGGAAAACCAGGGUACCCAGGAGAACCAGGUCUCAAUGGUCCUAAGGGUAACCCAGGGUUGCCAGGCCCAAAAGGUGAGCCUGGAAUUGGAGGACCUCCUGGUCUCCCAGGCCCUGUGGGCCCAGUAGGAGCUAAGGGAGUGCCUGGAAACAAUGGUGAGGCUGGUCCAAGAGGUGCCCCUGGAAUACCAGGUACCAGAGGUCCCAUUGGGCCACCAGGCAUUCCAGGAUUCCCUGGACCUAAAGGUGAUCGAGGAACUCCAGGUCUUCCUGGUCCAGCUGGCAUAGCAACUAAGGGACUCAAUGGACCCACUGGGCCACCAGGGCCUCCAGGUCCAAAAGGCCAUGCUGGAGAACCUGGCCUCCCAGGUCCCCCAGGCCCCCCAGGCCCCCCAGGCCAAGCAGUUGUGCCUGAGGGCUUUAUAAAGGCAGGCCAAAGGCCUCUUGUUAGUGCCAACCAGGGUGUAACAGGAAUGCCUGUGUCUGCUUUCACUGUUAUUCUCUCCAAAGCUUACCCAGCAAUAGGUGCUCCUAUCCCCUUUGAUAAGAUUGUGUAUAACAGGCAACAGCAUUACGACCCAAGAACUGGAAUCUUUACCUGCAGGAUACCAGGAAUAUACUAUUUCUCCUACCACGUGCAUGCGAAAGGGACCCAUGUUUGGGUGGGCCUGUAUAAGAACGGCACCCCAGUAAUGUACACCUAUGAUGAAUAUAUCAAAGGCUACCUGGAUCAGGCUUCAGGGAGUGCCGUCCUCGAUCUCACAGAAAAUGACCAGGUGUGGCUCCAGCUGCCCAAUGCCGAGUCGAAUGGCCUGUACUCCUCAGAGUACGUCCACUCCUCUUUCUCAGGAUUCUUAGUGGCUCCCAUGUGAGCCCGUUCCCACUGAGCUAAUACAAAUCUGCUCGAAAAGGCGCUUCCCAACCCACCCCGCCCCACAAAACGCAUAUGGAGGUAGGCUGAAAAAAAAGCGACUCAUUUUAAUUCUCCAAAAUACAGAUGUGAGCUUUCAGACCAACACAAUUCCCCCUGAAAAAGUGAACAGCAAUGUUAAUUAAACAAUACAUGAAGAUCCUCUCGAUUUCUAGUCAGUAAUCCUAGGACCCCUGAAAGUUUUCCGUGAACUUCUUCAGUAUUUAAGUUUCACUAUAAAAGUCCUGUUAGGCUAAAAAAUAAAAUGAUCGGAAAAAAAUUUGAAAUAUGACACUAAAUUAGAUUUCAGAAACUCAGCAUUUCCUUGUAAAAUAAGCCUGUUUUUAACCAUUAACAGGAGACCUUCCAGGGAACAUUCAGGAGGAAUCAUGUCUUUAGAGGACUUAAAUACUUGAAUAUUGAAAUUUAAAAGAUACUGUAUACCCUAUGAUAUUUCUGAUGGUGCAUUACUCACAGGUUUACAUGGCUCCCUUCAUCAAGAUCUAUUCAAAUAUAUAGGUGCAGACUGACUUUUUUCUAGCUCUUACAAAAAAACAAAAUAUGUUAAAAUUAAUCUGAAAUGCAAAGUGCUUUAGUCGUGAACUUUUUCAAACUUUCCUGUGAUUGCAGAAAAGUUUUCUAUAUACCCUUCACAACUUGGAAAUAGACGUCUGACCUAUUUUACUGAUUUAACACAAGUACGAUUACUUUGAUUUAAUUCCUUAUUGAGUCUUAUGUCAUGUGACUUUGUGGGUUUACAGAAUAUUUGGGUAUUUACCUUGUGCACCUCAUUCCAGUGAAUCAUAACUAAUGUCAAGGGUUUCAAAAUCUGACUAGAAAUGAAAAGACAUUAUUUAUUUAUGCUCUGUACUGUAUUUUUAUGUUGCUGUUUCAAACUUAUAAGCUGUGCCUCAUUUAUUAAUGCACGAAAUGUGUUACCUACUCCUUAUUUACAAUGCAAUAAAAUAACAUCAAUAGA
Messenger RNA from Equus caballus (horse), 3664 nucleotides. RefSeq names its product collagen type X alpha 1 chain (gene COL10A1). Gene Ontology annotation, molecular function: protein binding. The record is from RefSeq and is a predicted model, not a curated record. Lineage: Eukaryota; Metazoa; Chordata; Mammalia; Perissodactyla; Equidae.